Molecule: messenger RNA, 1669 nt
Organism: Serpula lacrymans var. lacrymans S7.9
Lineage: Eukaryota; Fungi; Basidiomycota; Agaricomycetes; Boletales; Serpulaceae
Exons: 10
Coding region: 52-1527 (491 amino acids)
Biological process (GO): proteolysis
Molecular function (GO): dipeptidyl-peptidase activity; serine-type exopeptidase activity
Source: RefSeq, a predicted model, not a curated record
CUUGCGUGUUUGGCGUUGGGCUCGUAUGCUCUUGCCGCUAUACCGGAUGUCAUGUCCAGAGGCCACGUCUCUAUUCCAAAGGUUCCCGCGUCCAAAAAUCUUGUCUAUGAUCGCAACGGAACCUUGUUGCCAGCUUUAGACACUGUGUAUUACUUUAAUCAACUGAUUGAUCACAACAACCCUGGCUUGGGGACAUUUCGACAACGAUACUGGACAACUUGGGAGUUCUACGAGGCGGGCGGUCCUAUCAUUUUGAUGACCCCCGGUGAAACCAGCGCAGAAACUACAGAAGCUUCCCUGGGUUUCUUGACUAACGCGACUAUAAACGGCCUCAUAGCUCAGCAAGAGAGCGGAGCGACAAUUCUUCUUGAACAUCGGUUUUUUGGCUUUUCCAACCCUUAUGAUAAUCUGACCACCCAAAGUCUCGCGCUCCUUACUAUUCAGCAGGCCAUCGAUGACUUGGUCUACUUCGCACAGAAUGUAGAUCUGCCCAUGCCAGGUGGCGACCAGGUUAAGCCUCAUCAAGCGCCUUGGGUUUUAAUUGGAGGCAGCUAUCCAGGUGCAUUGACGGGUUGGACGAUGGUUAACAAGCCAGGUAUCUUCUGGGCAGGAUACUCUUCGUCUGGAGUCGUUGAAGCUAUCACUGAUUUCUACGACUAUUUCAAACCGAUUCGUGAGUAUAUGCCCCAGAACUGCUCAGCUGAUGUCGAAGCUGUAAUCGCCUACCUCGACGCGGCUUACGCACAAAACUUCACUCCUGCAUUGGAUUACCUCAAGUCUGCGUUUGGUUUAACUGGCCUCUCGUAUGUGGAUGAUUUUGCCGCUACAUUGCGCAUCAACUUGUAUGCUUGGCAGGACUAUCAACCGACCAAUCAAUAUACGGCUUUCUCCCGAUUCUGUGACGCCCUUGAAGUUAAUAACGGUGUCAGUGCGAAUGCGUCAGGUUGGGGAAUUACCCACGCAAUCAACGCGUGGGGCACGUUUUGGCAAGUUAAUAACUACGGUCCUAGUGAUGACUGUCUUGGGACUCACAACUCCUCCUUGCCUUGGUACCAUUACACAACAGUCAACAACUGGCAUCGUUCAUGGCUCUGGAUGCUCUGCAACCAGUUGGGCUUUUCAAUGGUAGGCCCUCCUGAAGGUCAACCUGCUAUCGUGAGUCGUAUUGUUCAGCCCGCAUACGCCCAAAGAGCAUGUGUGAAUUAUUUCCCUGAAGUGUUCAGUGCACCCCGUCCUCCCACCACAGAGGAGACUAAUGCAGAGUACGGGGGAUGGAACCUGACAGUCGACAGACUCUUCUCUGCCAACGGCCUUCGUGACCCUUGGCUUGAAGCCACCAUAUCUGCAGACGGUGUGAACAAACCGAGCAACGUGAAUUUCCAGCCUGUUUACGAGACUGAUGCCUUCCACUGUUCGGACCUUGUCACUGUGUACGGUUAUUACGAUGUUACUGUCAGGAAUACCCAACUUGCCGGUCUCUCGUCCAUGAGGACUUGGCUCUCGCAGUGGAAAGCACCUGCAUUGUAAUGGUAGCCCCGAGACGUUGCUGGUUUGCAGGGACGUUGUGACAGAAGGAACUUUUUGGUACUACGAUAUGGUGACAGGAAGGAAUGUUUCACAUUUUCGAGUGCAAUGUAAGUAAAUGCGAGUAAAUUUCAUGUUAUGUUUC